Messenger RNA from Postia placenta MAD-698-R-SB12, 3382 nucleotides. RefSeq lists its product as hypothetical. The transcript has 10 exons. The record is from RefSeq and is a predicted model, not a curated record. Bases 107 to 3382 code for a protein of 1091 amino acids. NCBI's taxonomy places the organism in Eukaryota, Fungi, Basidiomycota, Agaricomycetes, Polyporales, Adustoporiaceae.
ACCACAUCAAAUCAUUAUCAUAUACCAAGAGAAGGGGGGCUCGCCGUGACGACUAUCAUAAGGAUCACUCGCUCGCCCCCCAACUGUGUUCAUCUACGGCUGCGACAUGGCACCCCUACGGACAGGCAUGCUCCUUACCUUUCUCGUUCUGCUUCUUGCAUUCUGCAUUGUACCCGCAACAUCACUACCGCUCUUGACUUCACCGACCUGCCGGCAGGAUCUAUCCAUUGUGUGGAAUCUCAUUGGUUUCUUCGCGACUAACUUUCUCGCCCACGCUGCGACGGUCCCUCCUUCGCUCGAUACCGAUACGUACAUCCGUAUCGGUAGGUCGAAAAUCUUCAUCCCAUGGCCGCCCAUCGUUGCGCUCUUCCUGCCAAAUACAGGCCUGAUUCGGUCAUGCUUCAUGAUGCUACAUGCGUACUAUGUCUCGUGCUUGGACGAAGUAUCCAUAGCGCUUAUGUCCGGUGCGAUGAUCAUAGUGGCCCGCGAGCCGUGCUGGGAACCUCCUGAAGGGCGUGAAGAGCUCGUUCACGUGCGAUUGCCGGAAGGAUUCGAUGACAUACCAGAUCAGGAUUCUGCCGAACCCUUCGCUCAGAUCGAGGUCGAACCGCUAGGGGAGAAAGUAGAAGAGAUCGACCCAUCUGACUGGCCGACGUACGGAGAUGUGCAAGUCCCGGAAGGAUACACUUGUUGUGUACACAAUGCUCUUGGCAACAUCGAGUUUGCCCAAGGUCUGCUCCUCUCCAAUGUAGAAGAUACGCGCGACAUCAAGCUCUGCCGGCCAAAGAGCUGGACGGCGAUCAUCUUGUCCAUCGUGCAGCUCGUGUCCGCCAUCAUUUCUCUAUACGACUCCCGCGGAGACCAGAUCAACCGGUUUGGGUAUGCGGCAUACGGGCUGUCGGUCGCACCAUAUGCGCUGAUGUCCCUGGUCAACUUGCUCUGUGCGGGACAUAGAGGCGAGUGGCCAUGCAGAUAUGUCUUGCGCACUGCCAUACUGGAGGAAGCGGAACGCCGAGAGUCCGCCCGUUUCGACGGCGCAGUAGGUGUGGUCAAGCCCCUGGAGCUUGCGGAUGACGAGGAGAAAGCGAGUCUGACAGAGUCCGUGGAUCCGGAUAUCAAAGAUGGGUACACCGCUGCGUACCUCUCUGUGGAGAUCGAGCCAGGAUCAGCGUCGAAGACACUCGUCGUGCGUGUUGACGGCAUCAGGAGACGGUUCAGGCUGUCCCCCACCACAUCCGCCGGCAGCUCCGCCUACACCUUCGGCGUAGCCUCGAUCAACGACCGCGUCAGCCCAUCUGCGCCCACCGAGAUGGAGUUCUUCGGCACCCAUUACCCCUUCCCUUCCUUCAAGUUCCUCGUGCUAGCAAUCAACUUUGUGCUCUUCAUCGCCUUGCUGUACGCGGGGAUCAUACUGCCGUACGUGAUUAUCUUCGUGCUCACACGCUUUAAGCCCGGGCAGAGCACCGUCGGUGAGCGUGCGUGGAUGAUGGCGUGGGUCGUCGCGAGUCAGGUGUCUGGGUUCACCUGGGGGUUUCUAUUCCUUGCACGGCUCUCAAGGACAGUGUUUUGGGUACUUCUGCCGGUGCUGAUGACCCCUGCGGUUGGAGGGUUUUACUUUGUUGCGAAAAUUAGCGUCGCGUGCGGCCAGUAUGGUGCGUACUUCCGCCAGCCGCAGCCCAUACGUCCAAUCAUGGCCUUGGCGAAGCGCUCUGAGCUCGGCGCGCCCCAACUCUCCGCACAGUGCACGCUGUUUGACUGUACCUGGCCAACCAUGAGGUACUCGAACUGCACGCCGGACGGGCCGUCCCAGAAAUGUUCAUCGUUGUCGAGCCCUCGGACGAGCGCCUUGAGGAACCCCUUCGAACCUGCAUACACGGAGAAGCGCACGGGAGAGAUCUCGCCGGCCAUCGAGCCGACAAACUGCACGAGAACGGGGGCGUUUUUGGCGGAUGCGCGAAGUUUGGGGAGCAGUGUGCGGGAUCAAAUUGAACCCCUGAUCAUAGAGCUCUUGGGCAACAGCUUUGCCAAUGCCGAAAUAGAGCCAGAUGAAAUUGAGGAGCCGGUAGACGAGAGGAGCGAGGAGGCCAGCCCCGACGCCCGCAAGGACUUGUACAGUGGUGACCUGUGCCAUGGCUGUAAGAUGCAAGAGGCGAUGGGAAAAGCCAUGGACGACCACGACAAGGACCAAGGUGUUCAGCAGCAGCAGCCUCCGUCUGUAGAGGCGGAAGCUACUUCAGCUACAUCAUCAGCAGAAGAUGGAGCUCCUAGCAAUGAUAGAUCGGACCUAUUGGUAAAGGCCCGAGCGUUCCUAGCAUCUCCGCAAGUGCGGCAUGAAGACAAUAUUGCGAAACGUAGAUUCCUCAAGGAGAAAGGGCUUGACGAUGCAGAGAUAGAUAGUCUUCUCCAGGAUCAACCUCCCCAAUUGCCGUUACUUCCGCCGCGAACAUACCCGCAGCCCCCUCCGUCGAACCUUCCCAACCUAUUGCUGGGUGUUGCAAGGAUCGUAAGCUGGAUAGCAGGCGGCUCUGCGGCCCUGCUGCUGGUUUAUUUCCGUUUCCUCUAUCCUAGGAUCGCAAAGACAUUCCAAGCGCGACAUUCCUUACGGUCACACCACAAGGACUUACUGAGUAAACUGACGGAAUCACUCGAAUCACUCAAGGCGACGCAGGUGGCUAGUUCCGCCGUUCUACCACGCCCGGAGCCAUUCCAGGAUAUACAGUAUGGCCAUUGCCAGACGUUGGAUGAGGUGGUGAAGGCAAGCGCGGGACGGCGAGACGUUCCUGAGGUGACACUUCUACGCUGCGCGAUCUCCGGUGUGAAAGCGUCGAGCAAAACCGCGACAACCGAUGAGAUCUUCCUUGCGCUCGAGGCAAACUUGCCAUGGCUGAAACAGAGCGACGGGUCAAAUGAGUACGAGGAGAAGGUUUGGCAGACGCUGUCGACCAGCGCGUUCUUUCGUUCCGAAGAAACGGGCGACUCAACAGUCUGGUCGUACAUCGCACCUUCACCACCUUCACCAUCUCCCCUACUCCAGUCACUCAUCGGCCUAAAAUCCUCACUUUCGAGUCAUUCGCCACCGAGAGAGAGUCGCUUCGAACACACGAUGCAGGCAUUAGCGAGUCUCACUGGCUACAUAGCGACGCAGACGUACGCCACGUUCCGCAUGCCUACGGCACCUUUUGGUGCAGGCUUAGGUGCGCCUGGGCUGUCUACGGAGGAAGAGGAAGUGCGCCGGGAAAUUAGAGCACUCAAGGGCCUCGUGCUCAACCGGUUCAUUUUAUCCUCGAUGCUGUUCUCCCAUGACAUUCAACUUCAAUGCGAGCCUCGUGGACCUGGUAUUCUCAGAACUUUGUUGAUAGCUUUUGAUGCCGUAACCCAUUGA